Patella vulgata (common limpet) is the source of this 9652-nucleotide messenger RNA. Its product is annotated as TAR DNA-binding protein 43. The transcript has 4 exons. Gene Ontology annotation, molecular function: RNA binding. NCBI's taxonomy places the organism in Eukaryota, Metazoa, Mollusca, Gastropoda, Patellidae. The record is from RefSeq and is a predicted model, not a curated record. Bases 106 to 1419 code for a protein of 437 amino acids. Gene Ontology annotation, biological process: regulation of gene expression. Gene Ontology annotation, cellular component: nucleoplasm.
GUGUCCGCCAUCUUCGCACGCGUAUCUACGGAUUGAGGGCGGGCUGAUUAAUUUCGUUAUUUUGACAACAAUCACAUGCACGUGUCAAUGUAAAUAGUGUGCAUUAUGAGUCAGUAUAUUCAGGUCGCCGAGGAGGAGGGUGACGAACCAAUGGAAGUACCAAGCGAAGACGAUGGAACACUCCUCCUCACAACUUUAGCUGCACAAUUUCCUGGAUCUUGUGGUUUGAAAUAUCGGAAUCCAGAUACUGGCUCAAUGCGAGGAAUUCGCCUCUCCGAUGGACGGUUGUAUCCCCCUGAUGGUAACUGGGCACGUAAUUUAUACAUUGCCGUCUUCCCCAAAGGAGAUAAUAGGAAAAAAGUGGAAGAAGUACCCGAAAGUUUGUCCCUUAUCAGUAAAAAGAAAGAAAAAAUGAAAUGUAGUGAUUUGAUAGUACUUGGUUUGCCCUGGAAAAGUACAGAGGAAGAUCUCAGAAAAUAUUUCAGCCAGUUUGGUGAAUUAUUGAUGGUUCAGGUAAAAAAGGAUAUAAAGACUGGUCACUCGAAAGGAUUUGGUUUUGUUCGUUUUGUUGACUAUGAUGCGCAAGUACAAUGCAUCUCUCAAAGACAUAUGAUUGACGGGCGUUGGUGUGAUGUGAGAAUACCCAACUCUAAGGUAAGUUUGGAGGGUAAUCAUAACUUGAUGAAUCGUAAAGUGUUUGUUGGAAGAUGUACUGAUGAUAUGACUGCUGAAGACCUCCGAUGUUAUUUUAGUAAAUUUGGUGAGGUGGUAGAUGUUUUUAUACCGAAACCUUUUAGAGCUUUUGCCUUUGUUACUUUCUCGGAUUCAGACACCGCCCAAACCCUGUGUGGAGAAGACCACAUCAUAAAAGGAGCCAGUGUUCACAUCAGUAGUGCUGCACCAAAGAACAAUGAUAAACAUCUGGACAGACGUGUGAUGAACCACACCCAUCUGAGUUUAAAUCCCACGUAUAAUCAAACGUCAUGGUCUCAUCCUUCUCGCGCUGGUAGUCAAGGUCUAGGAAGUCAAGCCAAUAUGGGUGGAAAUUUGUCUAAUAAUCUAGGUUUAGGUAAUCUAGGAUUGGGAGCGUUACAACUGAACCAUGCCAUGAUAGCUGCAGCUCAAGCUGUCCUUAGUAGUCAAGGUGGAUGGGGUCCAUUAGGGCUGACCAAUCAAGGAGGGGCAAGCUCCACAGAAAACCCAACCACCAACGCCUCCACCACAAGCUUUAGUAAUGUCACAAAUGGCACCAUGGUUAGUAGUCCUGUGGGAAACCACAAUGGUACACCCAGUAGUGGGGUUUCAGGAGGAUUUUUGGGAUGGGGAGGGCAACCACAAGUGACAGAGGUCUCUUCUCAUAGUCCAGGUCAUGUGAGUGGAUGGGGAACGCAGAGUAAAACAGGGAGUGGUUGGACUUAAAUGAGGUGCAUGAUUACAAGUGUGAAAAUUUAUAAGUUUUAAAGAUUACGUGAUGUACAAAUCUGAGAGUAUAAAAUAACUCCAGGUUUAAAGUAGUAAAAGAUGUUUUAUAAUAUUUACAAGAUUGUAUGAAUGCUGUUGGAGUGAUCAUACAUGUAUCUUAAAAAUUAUAUCUGUUUAGGUUCUUGAGCCAAAAAGUAAUUUAAUUCACUACAUGACAUGUUGGUUAAAUUAUCUUUUCAAAUACUAGAAAGUAAAGGAAAUAUUACUUUAAGGAACUAACUAUAUAUCAACCUUAGAAUUACACCUGUGUGUGUUUGAUAUUUAUAAUUUCACCCAAGCAGUAUACAAAUGUGUGAAUGAUCUAUAACUUCAAGUUACUACUGGGUAUUGUAUGUUUCAUAAGAUAUUGGUAGCAGUUCUGCAGUUUAAUUGUAAGGUUGAUAAAUAGUUUUGUAGUAACAAUGUUUGAAAACAAGUCAUGAAUUAACAAAUUUAUUUAUAUCAUGUAAAUUAUUGCCAUGUUAUAACUGUUUGAAAACUGGUACAUGUGUUGAGUGCUAUAAUUGUAAUCAUGACUGUUUUAAUGGCAAUACCUCAGUAAUUAGAGAAAACUAUAUGUACUGCGUGAUUGUCUCUUAUUCAAUUUCUUUCAUUUUAUGUUAUCUAUUUUUGUAUUAGAUUAAGGUUUUUUUAAACGAAUACCAGUGAAAUUGACGAAGAAAAAUAUCUGUAUAUGAAAGCUUAAUUUAAUCUUUAAAAGUGUUCAAAUGUUAAGUUAAAUUUUGAUACCUUGAUUGCAAGGUUUGUUCCUGAUUAAGGGCAGACCUUGAUUGCAAGGUUUGUUCCUGAUACAGGGCAAACUAUUCAGUACAUCUAUUGUAUUCACAUUGAUCUAGUUUUGUUUUAUUUUUACUUAGUUAUAUCUACAUUUUAGUUACAAGCAAAUAAUUAAAUAUGCUCUUGUUUGCUUGUCAAUAUUGUGUUUUGAGUGGUUCAUGAUUAUUUUUUUUUUCUCAAAAUUUAUUUAUAUCUAUUAUUGGUAUUAUUUAUUAAUAUUAUUAUUAUUAUUGCACUGUCUGAUCCUGUUAAUCAUUUUUAAUGAUUCUUAUAUGGAUCUAGGAAAAUGUUCAAUAAUUUUCAUUAUAUAUUGAUGAUAGAUUGAUAGAAUUUAAACGGUAACAAAGUUCCCUCCCUUGUCAAGUUUUUGUUAGAGAAAUGAAUUAAUUUUUGAUAAGGUGAGAAUGAUUUUUUUUAAAUUGAAAGUGUCUUAAUUUUAAUGGAAGUACAGAAAAUUAAGUAAUGAACAGUGCUUUGUUAUUGUACAACUUUGAUGUGCUAAUUUAUGGGCAGCAACUAUUGUAAAAGAUUUUGAGAGAUGUGAGAUGAUGUGGUGCUCCAACCCAAGAAAAUAGAUUUUAAGAGAUAUCAUAUAUUGAAAAUUGCUUGGUAAAUAGUAAUUACAUGCCAUGCAACAUGUAUGUACAAAAACAUAAUUUGAAUUUGGCAGAAUUCAUACGAAAAUUCUUCUACCGACUUUUCAUUAUCAGUAACAUACAUGUAUUUGUAAAGAAAAAAUAGUUCUGUUGUGAAUCUUUCAUGGAGUCCAAAAGCUCAUUUCUUGUUUUUUUUUUUAUGACUUGAAAAAUUAUUAACCAAUAUAGGGGUAAACAUUAUUUACUAAAAUACUGAAUGAAACAAAUUUCUCAUGAAACUACAAUUAAUUGAUUAAAAAUACUAAAUAUACCUCUAAAAGAUGACAAGAAUUCUGUUUUUAAAUCAAAGCAAUUUUCAUGAAUGUUUAAUAUUGUUUGAAUUGAUUUAUUGAGAAUAUAUUACUUGCUUGUUUACUGGAUUGAAUCAGUGGAUUUUGUUAAUGGUUGGAUAUGUUUGUUAUAUAUAAAUAUAUAUAUAUAUUAUACUACAGAUACGUUAUAAAUUAAAGUGUGCUUUGAAAAGUAAAUGGUUGGAGUAUUUAAUUAUGAGUGGUGUGUGUUUAUUGUGUAUGAUAAUCCAGUAAGGUACUUGGUGUUUGGAGCACCCCUACCCCCUGUUUUUUUUUGUUUUUUUUUUUGUAUUCAAGACAGAGAUAUAUUUUCCCGUUUUAUGAUGAAAAAAAAAAUGAAGCACAGUUUGUGUGCAUAAUAAUACGAGUUAUCAAUUUAAAGAAGAUUUUUUUUUUUUUAGAACUGAAGUUGUUUUGAUAAUUAAAUUCUCUCCCACUAAAAUGACUGUUGUUGAUAUAUUUUGAGGCAAGUUUCUAUGUAGUAGAUAGUUAUAUAUUUCUAUUAUAUAUAUGUUAAAUAUAUAUUAUAUCUACACGGUAUUGCCCCAUGUUUAAUUACCAGGGCUGAAAAUGAAGUUAAGUGGAGAAUAUAAAACCACACCAGACAUUUUCCUCAUUUCAUAAAAGUUUGUAACAAAUCCUAGAAAUAAAGUCUCAAAAUAUGAUAUUCAGAACAUUUAACCUAUAAAAAUUCUUGAAAUUUAGAAAUUUUAGGUACAUGAUUAAUUGGUACAGAAUGCAACAGUAAUGUUAAUUGGUUAUCUGUAUUAAAAAAAUAAACAGGCUGUACAUCAUCAGCCCUGGUAGAUGUUAACUCGUGUGUGUGUUACAUAUAUUCUCUGUGGCAAUUUUCUCUAUUUAACUUUAGCAUGCAUGAAUUCUCAUUAAUAUUAUUAUAUCUGUGUAUGUAUCUUGUUAUUUAUUGUAUAUAGUCUAUUAUUGAGGUGUAAUUGUUAGCAAGAUAUUUGAAGGUGAUGUGUGUGGUCAUUGAAUCACAAAUUUUUAUAUCUGUGGGAAUAUGGUAGAGAUCCAUAAUUUUUAAUUACAGUGUAUUUAAAGUUUUUAACAUAGUAUAUCAUAGAUUAUAUGUGGACAUAAUUAGAUGUCAGAUCACUGUCGGUUUCGAUAAGUGUACAUUCUCAUACUGAGGACUUGUGUCACCUAGAAUUAUCAUGUGAAGGAUUAAAAGGAUUUUGUGAUCAUUUAUCUAAAUUAUGUUUGUAUAUAAUACUAGUACACACCACAUAUUGGCCAUAUAGCUGCUGAUGUACAAGUUCCAUUGUACUUUUACAUGUUUUAGUAUAUAUUGUAAUAUUUAAGGGUUUGAUAGCACAUUUGAUUGACAUGUUGUUUGGAAAUUUACAUACCGCCAAAAGCCUUCAAGAAUCCAUAUUUGAUACUCUUUGUUUGGAACCCUGAUUAUUGCUGUAAUAUUGAUAAAGUGAUAAUUACUUGUUGAUUAAAUUACAUAAGUAUUGAAAAAUUACAAAAGUAUUGUAAGUGUAUGGUAAUUGCUAAUUAGAACCUAUGGUAACCACAAUACAGUUAAUAAACCAGUGAGACGUGAAACUAAAUAUUGAUGAAGUUUAUUGUUUUAAUGUUUUGAAGCAUGAUAAAUAAAAACAGCUAAACAUGUAUUUUUACAGACCCUAACUUUUAAUAGCCUAUACUCCAAACAUCAUUGUAUGUUGUUUUAUUAAAGAUGAAUGUAUUUACAUUUUAUGUGUUAUUCAUGCAAUUUUUUAUAUUUUCACUGAAUCCACAUAUUACCUCUUUAAUUUUUUUAAAAGGAAAAAAAAAGACUUAAUUUUUUUUUUUUUGUCUUUGUUUGCAUCAUUUUUUUCGUAUUUAGAUUAUUUAUUAGGAUGUGAGUUAUGAAAGAUGAUUUUGAAUGAUCAGAAAAUGGAAUUAUUUAAGAAGAAUAUAUUAUUGGUUGUUAUAUCAUGACUGACUGUUCUUUAUAUUAUCUCCAUAUUUCUAUGUAAGAAUGAUAUUUUACAUGUACAUAUUCUUUAACAAACAAAAAAAGCUUAAUGGAGAGCCAAGUAUGAUCAUUGAUUUUUAAAAAAGUAGAUUUUUAUACUAAAACAAAAAGCACGUAAAGUGAACUUUAUUUUCUUAUUGAAUAUUAUGUGAGACCUGUCUGUGUUUGCUAAUUCAUUGUUAAUCAUAGCAUUGAUCUCCCUAACAAAAAUAUUCUAUAGGUAAAAGCAAAGUUUAUUAAAUGAAAAUGGAGAAGGGUUUCUAAAAUUCAUCCAAUUCAAUUCCACAAUAGUUAUAAAACCUGGUAUAAUACAGUUUAAUAUUGUAUUUUAAUUUAAUUGAUUGUUCAGAUAACAUUAAAUGUGAAUUGGUUAUUGUCUUUAUAAAAGUCUCUCAUAUAUUUCACAGAUGUCAUAACAUCUUAAGCAAUUUUAUACAGUUAUCACUAAAAUUGCAAGAGCUUGGUUAAGUGUUUGAAGGAUUGGUCUUAUUGAAUAUUGCAUUUUUCAAAGAGAAAUUGGUUUCUGUAAGAUAGGUCUCAGAGUCAGAAUAAAGAAUUUGGGAUUACAGGCAAAAGUGGAAAGCAUCCUUCAUAUCAUUGGUUUGAAAGUUUGUGGCUUUAUAUUUAUUUUAGAGCUGGACAACCAUUUAUUUAUAAAAUACAAAACUAUUAGCAUUCUAUACCCAAAAUGUGCAAAAUAUUUACCAGUAACAAGUAUUUCUUUGAUGUGAUAUAUCUUCAGAUCAUAUAAAACAAACUGGACAUUAGUUCAUAAAAAUAUUCAGAUCAUAAAAAACAGAUUAGAAUAUUAGUUUAUAACAAAUCUUAAGAUUAAAUAAAACAGAUCAGAAUAUUAGGUUGUAGGAAAUUGGUAACUCUUUUAAUAUUGUUUUGACAAGUUCAUGGUUAUACUAAAUAAACACUUCUUUUGCGACUAUUACUUAACAAAAGGGAUCAGCAUUGAUGAUAACAUUUCCUGGAAUGUAUCUGAAGUCUCAGAGGGCAAGAAAUAAUUUGCUGAGUUCUGAUGUUUUUGAAAACACCUACACAUUAGAAAGUAAAUUGUUAUUUAAUUAUAUGCCGAUGGUAUCUGUCAUUUGAAAUUCGCUGGAUGUAACAUGAAUUUUAGUUAAUGUGUUUGAGGAUUGAUGUAUUCGAAAACCAUACUUUGUUUUAUAAUUAAGGGUUGUUCAGCUUUAAGAAGGAUUGUGUGUGUAUUUUUAUUAUUUAUUAUUAUCUAUUAGAUUUUUAUGCUCUUAACCUCAGUAGUUUUGUCUUCCUGCAGUCCAAGCUGCCAGUAUCCUGUCAUUUGUUUUACCAUACAAACACUAAGUAGUUUAUUAGUUUAUAUAGUAGGUCAAUUGGUGUUAUAUAUAUCAGUAGUAAUCCAUGAUAGGAUCAUCUUAAUAUUACAUUAAUCUUCUGUUGUCAUCUGUAACCAUGGAAACACAUUCUUACACCCCCAUUUAACAUGUGACUUUGAUUUAGGAAAAUAAAUCUCUGUUGAAAACUGAACAUAUAAUAUUUAUUUUUAUUGAUAAAAUUAAGAUAAUGGGAUGGACAGUAAAAUUCUACAGCUAACUUUUGACUUGAGCCAACUUGAUAUAAAAACUUAGACAUACAUAACAGUUAAAAAAGAAAUUGUGUUUAUUAAUAAUUAAAGGGUUGAUAAAUCAUUUAGCUCUAUAGGAAUCUCUUACAAACUACAAUAUUAUGAAAGUUUAAUCUCGAAUAGGAAUAUCAGUCCGAAAAAUGGUUUAAUUCCGUUAAGUAUUUACAAAGUUUUAACAUGAAAUUUUAUCGAUGCACUUGAAUACAUGGUGGGAGACUAUCUAGCAUUGGUAUUUUGAUUUUGUUUUCUUAAUUAAAUGUUAAAUAAUCAAUCUAAGCAAAUAUUUAGCAUGUAUUAGGCUGUGAGAAAUUUGAUAUUUUAAAGAAAAUGGAAAUUAGCGGCACGCAUCAAGCCUUGAAAUUGUAAGUGGAAUUUAUGCGCUGGACUAUUGAAAAAUUUGAUUAUGGUACCGUUAAUAUAAAAUGUAAAAAUGUGUUUUCCUGGUUUAAGAAUGUUUGUGUUCUGAGUUAACUCGCUUGACUUUAUUUUAAUAUGUUGUUAUAAACCCAGUGCCUGGUAUGUUGUUAAUUAAUAACUUGUUGGUAAACCACAAUCUAAUAUAUAUUUACUAUAUCUAAACUAAAGGUGCAUUUUUAUCAUUUUCUGUGUUAAAUGUUUUAUUUACAUAGUUUUAAAAAAAAGUUUAUUUAGAAGGGGCUUAUUUUAUAUACUUGACACUCAGAUCUGGAUUCAUUCUGAAGCAUAUAUAUAUAUAUAUAUAGUUAACUUUUGAAAUGUCUGUCUUAUUCUGGUCUUAGAGAAAUGCUACAUGGUGAUAAUUUGAUUCAAGGAAGUUGAUGUGUAUUGAUAAAAUCUUUUUGUAAGAAAAUUAAGAAUUUUCAAAACUGGACCAGAACACAAACCUGGGCUUUUGAAAAAGGAGUCUUUCACUUGUGACAGUCAUCAUACACAAAGUAGUGUAUUCCUAUGUUUUAUAGAAAACCAGUACUGCUAAAAUGUUAAGAUAGCGUAAAGUUUGGUUGUAAUUUUGUUUUGGAAUUAUACACCAUUUAAAAGCCAAAAGCACCCAUAGAGUGAAGGAUGAAUAAUUAAGAGCAUAUAUUUAGUUGUGGUCAUCUUAAUUUAGCCUUCUUAUAUAACUUGCCAGUAACACUCAUUUAUAUAUCUAAUAAUGAAAGUGGUUAGCUAUAGUGUGUCAGAGGACGAUGGGACUAGGGAGUUGUGGAAGAUGAGUUGCAGAUGUGCUUCUUUGGUUUGUCUCAUUUUUGAUUGAAAUCAUGGUUAAUUUGAGGCCGAUCCAUUCCUUUUAUGGGAAGUUGCUCAAAAACAGUUUAUCCGUCAAUAUAGUUAUCAUCUACCCAUUUCUCUUUUCUAAAUCUGAACUAUAUGAAUACUAGUGGUUCCAAGUUAACAAGUCUAAUAAUGUUUGGUGUGAUUUCAUGUACAUGUUAUUGUUGUAUCUCAAAAAAAGAUUCAUUAUAAUUUAUCAUUUUACAGAUUUUAACAAGACAUUGAGAAAAAUUGGAUGUGUAUAGUGGAAUAUUUGAGUUGAAUUUGUGCAUCUACUUAUGUGUGAAUUACUUGAGUUAUACUGUGAUUUUAUUAAAGUUAAAUUCAGUUCUUUACAGUGUAAAGUUUAUGCAGGGUAAUAGCAGUGUGAGUGAUUUGCAUACUAAACAGUUUCUAUGCAAAUGAAAUUGCAAGAAUCAUAUUAGCUGACAAAAGUUGUUUUUGCAUGUGUGUAACACCCAAAAUAAAUUUGAAAAUAAAUUGUGCCACUGAGUUUUGCGAAUUGAGUUAUAUGGAUCCAGACAUCCAUCAUAAUGGAAUCUCUACUUACAGGGUUGUCUAAAAGUAUUCUACUAUAUUGGAAAUUCUUCAGAAUUCUUAAUCAUAUGUUUACUAACCUAAAAGUACCCCAUAUACUAAUAAUUUAGAUGUAAGAGUUCAUCACAAGAUAGUAGGGUACUUUUCAACUACCCUGUUGAUAUAUUUGUUACAAGAGAGCCUAUUAGAGAUUCGUAUAUUUCAAAACUUAAGUUAUAUCUUUAUUUAUAUAUUUGAAGAGAGGGUAGGACUUACUUCAUAUUGUUAUUAUUACAAUAUUAUUUUCAACACUGUUAGUAUGGAUUAUUUCACAAGCCCACUGCAACCUGGAUAAUUUUGUCUUUUUCUUCCUUUAUAACCUUGAUUUAAUUUAUGUUAAAUGAAAGUCUUGAAGGGUGGGCAAGGAAUUAUUAUCCACGGUAACCAAAGUUUUGUGAAUUAUUAUGUAAGAUAUUAAUUACAAUAGAUCUGUAAACAGAAAUGAUCUAAAGUAAGGCACCUUUCUCAGGAAGUUUGACUUGUUAUAUAUUUUUGAUAUACUGUUAAAAGAGUACGUGUGGGGUAGAAACAAUCCAAGUUUCUAAUUAUGGUUCUUGAAUAUAUCUUGAUAGGUGAAAUCGUGUUAAUGACUAGAUAUGUUAUCAGUUAUUUGUCUUCUGAAUAUUUCAUUAAAACAUAAGAUCCAACUGAGCUGUUGAAAUUAACAACUGAGUGAUUGAAAUUAACAACUGAGGAUAUGCUGAGCAUUGGUUAAAACGUAUUCAUAGUUAAAACUGAUUUGGAUUAAUUACUGGUAAAACUAAAUUGUUAUCAAAUCAAAUUCACUGCAUUAGUUGAUCAAGUGAACUGAAAAUGUGCCAUAUAGAAUUUGUUUUUAUUUGGACAGUUGAUUAAUUCUUUUCAUUAACACGACAACACUUUAACGUGCAGUGUACAUGAAAUCCAAACUGUGUGUCUGUCUGCCUGUCUAUCUGUUUGCUAUUCUGGUGUUUUGUGUGUAGAAUUUUCUGACAUACUUGGCAGCAGUUAUACUACUUAACCUAAUAAACUUUGCUUUACAAAA